This is a messenger RNA of Clunio marinus, 4689 nucleotides long. The record is from the annotation of a GenBank genome assembly. NCBI's taxonomy places the organism in Eukaryota, Metazoa, Arthropoda, Insecta, Diptera, Chironomidae.
CUCAGAUCUAAAUACCUAGUUCUGACUUUAAUUUUCAAUAGCAUUUGAACAACCAAGAAAGUUGGAUGUAAGAUAAAUAUUAAAAGAAAAGUGUGAACAAGCUUUAAAAACUGAAUAUCGUCGUCAAAUGUAAGGAAUUAAUGUGAAUUUCUACAGUAAAUAAAUUCACCGGUGUUGUUUUGUUCAUAAUUUGUCAAGCGGUCAGAAUUGAGCUCACCUUACUUUGACAAAAAUUUUUGUUUUCAAAACUACCUAAAUAAAAGUUUGAUAAAUCGUGAUUCUUCUAAAGUUUUCUGUAAAUCAAGAGCUUAAAAUAUGGCGGAUCCUCUAAGUCUUCUCCGACAGUAUAAUAUAAACAAAAAAGAAAUCAUCGAGCGUGAUGGACAAAUCAUCUUUGGAGAAUUUUCGUGGCCAAAAAAUGUGAAAACAAAUUAUUUGAAAUAUGGAUCUGGAAAGAAAGGUCUGCCUAAGGAAUAUUACACACUGGAGUGCCUUUUGUAUAUUUUGAAAAAUGUUGGAUUACAGCACUCUGUUUAUGUCCGACAGGCAGCUGCUGAAGAUAUUCCAGCAGUCAAUCGUCCCGAUCGAAAAGACCUCCUUUGUUACUUGAAUGGCGAUACAAUGACUUGUAGCAGCAUUGAUAAAAGUGCUCCUUUGGAAAUUCCCACUCAAGUAAAACGUCCUGCUGAAAGUGAAGGAUAUGAUAAUCUUACAAAGAAAACACGUUUCGAAGACUUACAAGUGCAAAAAGUUAAGGAACAGCUUGCAGCACGUCUUGAUGUCAAUAAGAAAGAAGCUUCUGUUAAUAUUGACAACAUUAAGUCGUUAUCAGAAACGAUGUCUGUGGAAAAGAUUGCAGCUAUCAAAGCAAAACGAUUGGCUAACAAAAGAGUGACUAUCAAGCGGAAUGAUCAUGACGAAGCUGGUGUUGGUGAUUUACGAGGCAUGUUAGAUUUUGAUGUUGAUUCCACCAAAGACAUUAUAAGUCGAGAACGACAAUGGCGCACUAGAACAACGAUUCUACAGAGUACUGGAAAAACAUUUUACAAAAAUAUAUCAGCUUUGCUACAGUCAAUAAAAAUUCGAGAAGAAGGUCGAAGUCGACCACCACAAUUUCAACAAAAACUUCCAGAACCAACAAAAGUUUCUCGUGUUAAUCAACCACAACAAGCCCAGUACAAUCGUUACGAUCAAGAACGCUUUAAUCAACAGAAAGAAGUUACAGAAGAAUUCAAAAUCGACACUAUGGGAACACAUCACGGAAUGCUUCUCAAAUCAGGUCUUAUGAAUGAACAGAAAAAGUCUGCAAUGUCUUCACUACCACCGGGACGUCCCAAAGAAUUAAUUCCAGUAGCUCAAGCUCGUCUUCUUCCUCAGGCUUCAUUAAAUAAGCGACAGUCUCGAACGCCAAUUAUUAUUAUCCCUUCAUCACCAAAUAGUCUCAUAACGAUGUACAAUGCAAAAGAUAUUCUUCAAGAUUUAAAAUUUGUCACACAAGAUGAGAAAAAAGCCGCUGGUGCUCAGCGUGAAAAUGAAGUUUUAUUACAACGAAGAAAAGACGGUAACACAACAGUUCCCUAUCGUAUCGUAGACCAACCUGGAAAACUUACACCACAUGACUGGAGUCGAGUCGUUGCAGUGUUUGUCUUAGGACCACAAUGGCAAUUCAAAGGAUGGCCUUGGGACGGAAAUCCUGUUGAAAUAUUCUCUAAAAUUGCUGCAUUCCAUUUGCGAUUUGACGAAAUGAAAUUGGAUGCCAAUGUUGCCAGAUGGGCAGUAACAGUGUUAAAUAUUUCACGGACUAAGCGGCACUUGGAUAGAGCUUGCUUAAUGACAUUUUGGGAGUCCCUUGAUAAGGUAAAACCAGGUUCUACAAUGGCAUCAUCAUCCCCUACGCCAUCACUAGAUUCAUUGCCAGGUGCUACAUCAAACUCAAAUUCUAUUGAAUCGUUUGGAGAGCCGACAACAUAUUUUAGUGAAUCACCGCUUACGACUCGUUCCGUCACUGGCUCAUCGCCCCCUGAUUCUGGUAUAUGUGAUGAGUUUGGCUUAACGAGAGACGCAAUAAGCAACAUUGAAACUCAAACAAAACCAGUUACGUCUUUCUCAGCAUCCAUUGAUCAGACAGCUACAACAACUGAUAUUAAUUUCAAGCCACGUUGUACCGGCUGUCGAAAUAAAAAAUCUGAUGCAGUUGCGAAGUGCAUCGAUUGUGUUAAUUAUUUGUGCUCUAAUUGUGUAAUAGCUCAUCAGUAUAUGCAUUGUUUCAAUGGUCAUAGUGUCUUCCGUUUUAAUCACUUGACCGAUCCAACAUCAUCAUCAUCAAUAUUAUCAUCAUCGACAACAACAACCAAUACUUUAUUAAAUUCAUCAUAUUCCCCACCAUCUUUUACUUCUUCCACCGAUCAAAAGAUGAAUUCCGCUUUUGAACGAUUAAUGUGUACGACAAACAAGGAUCAAGAAUCAAGUCAAAUUAUCAAAUCAAUGUUAAAUUCUAUAAUCUCACCACCAUCAAUAAAUCAAGAAAGUUCUUCAAAUUCGUCACUGAAUGCAUCACCAUCACUCUCAAUGGCAUUGUCAAAUGCUGAAACAUUAUUAGCGAGCGCUUCUUUAAACAGUAAACCUAACAGAUACUAUUGUGCUAAACACACAACAGAACUGUUGAAAUUUUAUUGUCGCUCAUGCUCAACAGCGAUUUGUAAGGAUUGCAUGAUGGUCGAUCAUCCCAAUGGAUUACAUGAUUGUGAACAUAAUCCCGAUCAGACACCAAAAAUAAUUGAAUCUUUAUUGCAAUUGUUGAAUGAACUUCGCACGAAAGCUCAAGAAAUGAAACAGAUGGUUAAAAGCACUGAGCAUAAUACCACACUUAUUCAAGUACAGUAUCAUAAAGCCCAAACGGAGAUUAAUGAAACUUAUCAAUUUUACCGCUCCAUGUUAGACGAGCGUAAACAAGAGCUUCUCAAAGAAUUGGAUAGUUUCUACAAUGCCAAAACGAUGUCUCAAUCAGUAUUAUUGACAAAGUCUCAAGAUCAAAUUGAAAAAGUUUUUACAUCGUGCGAUUGUGUUGAGAAAUUUGCGAGAACAGUUGGACCUAAUGAGCUUGGCAUGCUUCGACGUAUCAUGGAAACGAAACUACAGACAUUUGUAUCAAGCAUCAAUGAUUUGCAGUCAAUUUAUGAAUUAGAUUUCGUGUCCAAUUAUCAAGCUAUACAAGUUGGGGUAAGAAACACUUUCGGUUAUAUUCGUUCCAAUAAUGAAUCAGUUAUGAGCAAACAACCACCAAUCGCUCGUCCCACAAGCACUUCUUACACAAAUGGAAGCAGCCCGCCAAGUUCAAAUGGAAGCUUAAAUGGAAUGAUUGCUCAAAAUUUGACGCAAAACAUUUUGAGUGGCUGUCAGAAUGGAUUAGGAUCAAUUGAACGUCCAUUCUCAAACGGCGGAAGUUCAAGUAACUCAGCUGCAACAACUUCUUCAUCGCCAAAUCAACUUCAUCCUACAUUUGAUACAGGUUCAAUUUUAAGCAAGAGAUUUACCAGCAUCAAUAGUCUCGGACCAUUCAUUGGAAAUGAGUUAACAAUGAAUCAACAACAACAUUCGAUACAAACAUCUAAUAAUAAUCCCUACGAGAAAUGGAGCAAUGGAAUGCCUGAUAAUGUUUUCUCUAACAUAAAUGAACAAUAUUCAACGAUUAAUCCUUUGAACAGCAAUGGAAUGAACGGAAAUGGAAACGGCAUGAACAACGUUAACAACGCAAUGAUGACAAUCAACAAUUUUUCUUCAGGAAACUCGACCGAUUCAAUGUUGGAUAUAACAAAUAAAUUGAUGUCAACUUCAAUUUUUCCUCCAAAAUCACAAAUAAAGCGUCAAAAGAUGAUUUAUCAUUGCAAGUUUGGGGAAUUUGGUGUCAUGGAAGGUCAGUUCACUGAACCAAGUGGCGUAGCUGUUAACGCACAGAAUGAUAUCAUUGUUGCUGACACAAACAAUCAUCGUAUUCAAAUCUUUGAUAAGGAAGGUCGAUUUAAGUUUCAAUUCGGUGAAUGUGGCAAACGAGAUGGACAAUUAUUGUAUCCUAAUCGUGUUGCUGUUGUUCGAACGUCCGGUGAUAUUAUUGUGACUGAACGUUCGCCAACACAUCAAAUUCAAAUUUACAAUCAAUAUGGUCAAUUUGUACGUAAAUUUGGUGCAAAUAUUUUACAACAUCCACGAGGUGUAACAGUCGACAACAAAGGAAGAAUAAUUGUUGUUGAAUGUAAAGUUAUGCGUGUUAUUAUCUUCGAUCAAAAUGGAAAUGUCUUGCAGAAAUUUGGAUGUAGUAAACAUUUGGAAUUUCCAAAUGGUGUGGUGGUCAAUGAUAAGCAAGAAAUCUUCAUCAGCGAUAAUCGUGCACAUUGUGUUAAAGUAUUCAACUAUGAGGGAACAUUCUUGAGACAAAUUGGAGGAGAAGGAAUCACAAAUUAUCCAAUCGGUGUUGGCAUUAAUGCUAAUGGAGAAAUUUUGAUUGCUGACAAUCAUAAUAAUUUUAAUUUAACAAUUUUCACGCAAGAUGGACAAUUGGUUUCAGCAUUAGAAAGUAAAGUUAAACAUGCUCAAUGUUUCGAUGUUGCGUUGAUGGAUGAUGGGAGUGUCGUUCUUGCAAGUAAAGACUAUCGUUUGUAUAUCUAUCGAUAUGUUCAAGUCCCUCCGAUUGGA